This is a messenger RNA of Jaminaea rosea, 627 nucleotides long. RefSeq lists its product as hypothetical. The annotation marks the transcript as partial. Gene Ontology annotation, cellular component: ESCRT I complex. The transcript has 3 exons. The record is from RefSeq and is a predicted model, not a curated record. NCBI's taxonomy places the organism in Eukaryota, Fungi, Basidiomycota, Exobasidiomycetes, Microstromatales. Gene Ontology annotation, biological process: protein targeting to membrane; protein targeting to vacuole; ubiquitin-dependent protein catabolic process via the multivesicular body sorting pathway.
UCAGCAGCCAUGUCCUUCGACUCGCCCCUCUCGCGCGACUUCCCUUCUACCUCUUCACUCACACGAGAAGACCUCGAAGAUCUUCUCGCCUCUGCCAAUGGACAGGGAGGAGACGGCGGCGCCUACUUUGAUGCCUUUGUCCAUUCACUGCCGGAGGUGAAGGCGAUGCGUGAUGAGCAUGUAGCACUGGUCAAGGGAUGUGAGGAGAGGGCUGCCCGCAAUCUAGCAAUGCAACCCCACCUCGAGUCGCUGCGAAGAGAGACACAAGAAUACUACGAUCGGGCAGUGGCUGCGCAGUCAGCUUGGCCGGGCGUCGAGGCUGAGAUGAGGGAGCAACAUCGGCGCUUCGCCCCCUCCUACCUGCAUGCUCAAGUCGUUCAAAAGGCCUCCAAGCUCCAUGAGGAGUCCGAAUCGCUGGCAGCGGCUUUCGUCGAGGAAGGGGUUGUCCUGCCUUCCACGUCGACCUCAUCCACACCGCCCGAGGGCGGUCAGCAACAGCAGCAAAGCGGCGCGAAGCAGGACGAUGACGCCCUCUUUAUCAGGCGAUACAGGGAGAUGCGGACAGAUUAUCAUCGCUUGAAUAUGGUGGCGGAUCAGUGGGCGAAAGGGAGGGUGCAAUGGGAGUAG